AUGAUAAAUGGGCAUGACGAUGAAAUCUCAUUCGGCAAAAUUAUAAAAAUCUGAAAAAGGGAAGAUCCUGAAGACUUUAUAAUUGUAACUAUUCAGUGAUACUAUAAACCACAAGAUAUCAUACUAACUCAUCCAUGCAAAGAGAGAGGGAAGUAUUCGAAAGUGAUCAUCAGGAGGAUAUAUGAGCCGAAUCUAUAUAUGACAAAGUCGAAUUUUUAUCAUAUCAAGCAUAUUUUAAUUUAA
Molecule: messenger RNA, 243 nt
Organism: Blepharisma stoltei
Lineage: Eukaryota; Ciliophora; Heterotrichea; Heterotrichida; Blepharismidae
Source: the annotation of a GenBank genome assembly